Molecule: messenger RNA, 933 nt
Organism: Bacidia gigantensis
Lineage: Eukaryota; Fungi; Ascomycota; Lecanoromycetes; Lecanorales; Ramalinaceae
Exons: 2
Coding region: 1-933 (310 amino acids)
Biological process (GO): carnitine transmembrane transport; mitochondrial transport
Cellular component (GO): mitochondrial envelope
Molecular function (GO): O-acyl-L-carnitine transmembrane transporter activity
Source: RefSeq, a predicted model, not a curated record
AUGUCUUCUUCUUCUUCUUCAUCUUCGUUGAAGGACGAGCUUCCUUCAGCUUCUGAAGUCAAGAACGAAGUCGUUGAGGCUUCGAAGGAGGCUGCCUCUUCCAUUCGAUCUCUCGUGGCUGGCGGAGUUGGAGGAGUCUGCGCCGUUGUUGUGGGCCAUCCGUUCGAUCUUGUGAAGGUGCGCAUGCAGACUGCUGAGAAGGGCGUAUACAAUGGCGCUCUUGAUGUAGUCAGGAAGACUUUUGCCAGAGAAGGGAUACGGAGGGGGCUCUAUGCAGGUGUUUCGGCACCUCUAGUUGGUGUUACACCAAUGUUCGCUGUCAGCUUCUGGGGAUACGAUGUAGGUCAAAAGCUUGUGCGGUCCUUCUCGCCCCAGACAGCCUCGAAUACGACCUUCUCAAUAUCUCAGAUUGCCGCCGCAGGAUUUUUCUCGGCAGUACCAAUGACACUCAUCACCGCGCCCUUCGAGCGUGUCAAAGUCUUGCUGCAGAUACAGGGGCAGAAGCAGCUUGCACCUGGAGAAAAGCCGAAGUAUUCGGGUGGUCUGGAUGUCGUCCGCCAGCUGUACAAAGAGGGAGGCGUCAGGUCUGUAUUCCGUGGGAGUUUCAUGACAUUGGCAAGAGAUGGACCUGGCUCGGCCGCUUAUUUUACGACUUAUGAGUAUGUAAGACGGGUUUUAUCUCCAAAAGAUGAAAACGGCAAAGCGACUGGGGAACUUCGAUUGUCUGCAGUGCUUGCCGCCGGCGGGACAGCAGGGGUGGCGAUGUGGAUACCUGUAUUCCCAAUCGAUACCAUCAAGAGUCGUCUGCAAAGCGCGGGGGCAGACCAACGAUCGGCGGAACCAUUCGAGGCCUGUACGCCAAUGGAGGGAUCAGAGCUUUCUUCCCGGGUAUUGGACCUGCACUGGCGAGAGCCGUGCCCGCAAAUGCAGUGA